This is a messenger RNA of Pimephales promelas (fathead minnow), 1521 nucleotides long. RefSeq names its product secreted immunoglobulin domain 4 (gene sid4). Gene Ontology annotation, cellular component: axon; neuronal cell body; plasma membrane. Gene Ontology annotation, molecular function: axon guidance receptor activity. Gene Ontology annotation, biological process: synapse organization; homophilic cell-cell adhesion. The record is from RefSeq and is a predicted model, not a curated record. NCBI's taxonomy places the organism in Eukaryota, Metazoa, Chordata, Actinopteri, Cypriniformes, Leuciscidae.
AGAGAGAGAGAGAGGAGUGUAAAACAGUGGUCAGACAGAGAGAGAUCUCCAGUCCAUCAUGAACGUUCAAACCGCAGCGCUGAUUCUCUCGGCCGUCCUGCACACAGUGUGUGGUCAGAGUCCCAUGGUGUCGGUCCGACCGCGAACGGCCGCGGUGAAACCCGGCGACACCGUGAGCUUCCAGUGCCGUGUGACGAGCGGAUCCCAGUCCGUCCAGCUGGAGUGGAAGAGGACCAACAACCAGCCGCUGGGAGAUAACGUGAAGCUUGGACCUGAUGGUGCUGUCCUGACCAUUGUGAACGCCGGUAUCCAUAACCAGGGCGGGUAUCGCUGCAUAGCCACCAACGCUCAGGGGAAAUCCACCAACACUGCCACCCUGAGCAUCAGACAGCCGCCGGAGGUGCGCGUGACGCCGUCCGGGCCGCUGACGGUUCGCGCGGGCCAAAGCGUGACCCUCGAGUGUAGCGUCUCGGGGAAGCCACGCCCCUCUGUCAGCUGGUUCAAACAGGAAGAAGGAAGUGAGACUGAGAUGGUUUCCAUGACAACAGACACCACUGCCUUACUACAGGUGACCGUGAUGGCAGCAGAGGAUGCUGGGAGAUUUGUGUGCCGCGCUCAGAGUGGGGAGGGGCAUGCUGAGGGGAGGGUGGAGCUAGAACUGGAGGGCGGAGCCUCAGCUCCUCAGGCCUCGGUUUCAAACACAGAUCUCACAGCCGUGGAGGGUCAGAGCGUCACCAUGCACUGCAACGCCACCGGUACACCGACUCCGGUCAUUUCCUGGUCGAAGCUGCGGGCGCCGUUGCCAUGGCAGCACAGCGUGAGCGGCAGCAGUCUGACCCUCAGUAACGUGGGACGGCAGGACUCAGGUCAGUACAUCUGUAACGCCACGAACGCGGCGGGCUUCAGCGAGGCCUACGUGCAGCUGGAGGUGGACUCGCCUCCGUAUGCCACCGUACUGACGGAUGAGAUCGUCGCCCGUCCCGGGGAUGCCUUGCGUCUGCAGUGUCUCGCUCAUGGCACUCAUCCAAUCCGCUUCCUCUGGACGCGUGUGGGCGGAGCCUCCAUGUCGCCGAGGGCGGAGUCAACCAAAGACGGUCUGCUGAAGAUCACUCGGCUCAAAGCAUCAGACAGCGGGACGUAUAAAUGUGUGGCGACCAAUCACGUGGGGUCCAGCGAAGCGCUGAGCAAAGUCACUGUGAGAGCUUAGUUAGAGACCGUCCUGAUGAUUGUUAAAAUCUGGCCAUUAAUAAUGAGGACAUUAGAGACUUCAGACCUACAAGACGAUGAAGCUCAGAGACAAAACAAACAUGUAACGUUUUGCUAUAGUGUUCAGUUAUGUCUGUAUGUAUUCUGCUAUGCUGCACGGUAAAAAAGAUACUUUAACUUCAGCUCUCAAGUCAAAUAAAUAAAUAAAUACAUAAUGAAGGUCACUAUCAGAGGACUGUGUUUACACUGUUUUUACUUUGUGAACAUGAACAUGUCUGCUAACUGAAGAAAUAAACAUCAUCUGGUAGAUUUCCA